AUGUUAGAUGAGUUGAGGCUUCCUGAAAAGCUCUAGAAAUUCUUUUCUGGCUUAUUCCUUAGUUUGAUGAUGACUUCUGGCUCUCUGGCAGUUUUAGGUUCUUGCUAUCAAAAUUUCAUGCUUUUUCUCGGUGAUACCACCUUGCUCGCAAGCACUAAACGUCAAGUUGCUGCAUUAUCUAAUGCUUACAUCAACUUCCCAACUAGGUUUUUCGUUCAAUCAAAAUCUCUUAAUCUAUCUGCAUCUCACUCAGACAACUUCCUGAAUGGCACCUCAGCAGUAUAUGUUGAAUAGAUGCACGAAUAGUGGUAGAAAGAUCCCUCAAGCGUACAUGCUUCAUGGAGAUCCUAUUUUGAAAAUGUUGAGAAUGGAGCUAAUGUUCCAUUCCAGCUACCACCAACUAUUGGGAAAACCGGGCAAGAACCUUCAGUCUAAUAGAUAUUAUCUCUUCUUUAACAAAAUGUGCAACUAGGAGCUGGUGUCCAAGGAGGCAAUACCACUUAAGCAGCUCAUGAUGCAUAUAAAAUUAUGCUACUUAUUAGAGCUUUCAUGACCCACGGCCACAUGAUUGCUGAUAUUGAUCCUCUUGAAUUAUACUAAACUUACAAGCAUUUCCCCACAUUUGCUCAUAAAUUCAAGAUUCCAGAUUCAUAGUUAACAUCUUUAGUGGAUUAUAAGAGUUAUGGAUUCACAGAAGCAGAUCUUGAUCGUGAAUUUUACGUCGAUGCUCCUGAGUUGGCAGGACUUUUAAGAAAGAAGAAGUAAUGGAAGCUCAGAGAUCUUAUUUAAUCAUACAAAGCCGCAUAUUGUGGAAAGAUUGGUGUUGAAUACAUGCAUAUUGCUGACAGAGAUAAGUGUAACUGGAUCAGAGACAGAUUCGAAGGUCUCCAAUAUGAGACAGUUCCAAAUGAGAAGAGAAUUCUUAAUUUGGAUAGAUUAAUGUGGGCUGACGAGUUUGGAUAAUUUAUCGCUAAUAAAUUCAAUACUCAUAAGAGAUUCGGUCUUGAAGGUUGUGAAUCUUUCAUCCCAGGUCUUAAAUGCGCUUUCGAUACAUUGGUUGAGAAUGGUGUUGAAAAGGUCAUUAUAGGAAUGCCACAUAGAGGUAGACUUAACGUAUUGGCUAAUGUGGUGAGAAAGCCAUUAGAAUAAAUUUUUAAUGAGUUCUAAGGUACUCUUCCAGACUAAUAAGAUGAUUACUCUGGUGAUGUAAAGUAUCAUUUAGGUACCACAUACACAAAAACAUAUCCAACUGGCUAAAAACUCACAACAACUGUACUUGCCAAUCCAUCUCAUUUAGAAGCUGUCAAUCCAGUCGUUAUGGGAAGAGUAAGAGCUGAGCAAUACUUAAUGGGAGAUACUGAACAUGCUAAGGUAGUUCCAGUAAUCAUUCAUGGUGAUGCAGCAUUUGCUGGACAAGGAGUUGUAUAUGAAUCAAUGCAAAUGCAAAAUCUCAUUAACUUCAAGGUCGGAGGUUCUUAUCAUGUUGUAGUUAAUAAUCAAAUUGGUUUUACCACUACCCCUCAUAAAUCAAGAAGUGGUGUCUACUGUACAGAUAUUGCUAAAGCCAUCGAUGCUCCAAUUUUCCACGUCAAUGCUGAUAGUAUGGAGGAUGUUGCUAAGGUAUUCUCAAUUGCUGCUGAGUACAGACACAGAUACAAGGAAGAUGUUGUCAUCGAUUUGAUAGGCUACAGAAAGAUGGGACAUAAUGAACUAGAUGCUCCUCAAUUCACUCAACCACUUAUGUACAAAAAGGUAGCUAAGAUGAUUCCUGUAGCUAGAAAGUAUGAAAGUGAGCUUGUUCAAGCUGGCAUUCUUAGUCAAGACCAAGCUAACUAGAUGAAGGGCAAAAUUAAGCAAGAACUGGAGAGAGCCUAUGCUGCUAGCAAGGACCAUCAAUUCAACAUUGAAGAAUGGAAAAAUGAGGAAUGGGAAAGUAUUAAGGAAACAUCUAAGUACGGUAAAAUGAAGGAUACCGGAGUUAGUAUCAAUGUGCUUAAGGAUUUAGGAGAGAGAAUAAGUACUUUACCAGAUGAUCAAGAUUUCCACCCUGCUAUCAAGAAGAUCUUCGAUGCUAGAUUGAAAUCGGUUCAGGAGGGCAAAGGAAUAGAUUGGGGCACAGGUGAAGCAUUAGCUUUUGCUUCAUUGAUCCAUGACGGAUUCCAUGUCAGAGUAUCAGGUCAAGAUGUUGAAAGAGGUACUUUUUCACACAGACACGCUGUAGUUUUCAAUCAAAACAAAGAUACCUCAUACAUCCCAAUUAAUACAGUUGUUCCAAAUGCUGAAAUCAAGAGAUUCCAAAUCUCAAAUUCUCAUUUAUCUGAGUUUGGUGUUUUAGGCUAUGAAUAUGGUUAUGCUCAAACACAUCCAAACACCUUAGCUAUUUGGGAAGCCUAAUUCGGUGAUUUCUCAAAUGAGGCUCAGGUUAUCAUUGAUACAAUGAUUGCUUCUGGUGAGACAAAGUGGAAUGUCAAACACGGUCUUGUUAUGCUUUUACCUCACGGUUAUGAUGGCAAUGGUCCAGAGCACUCGUCAUGCAGAAUUGAAAGAUACCUUUAAUUAUGUGAUGACCCAGAUACAAUCCCAGCCGAUGAUGAUCCAAACAGCUUGAGAAUGCAAAAGGUUAAUAUGCAAGUUGUCAAUUGCACAACUGCUGCUCAAUAUUUCCAUCUCUUAAGAAGGUAACUCAGAAGGACUUUCAGAAAACCACUUAUUGUUGCUGCACCAAAGAAACUCUUAAAAAGCAAGGAUGCUCACUCUAACAUUGAGGACUUCGCUGAAGGCCUUAGAUUUAGAAGAGUUAUUUCAGAUCAAAACAAAAACCUUGUUGCUCCAGAGAAGGUCAAGAAGGUGAUUUUUUGCUCAGGUCAAGUAGUUUACGAUAUAGAGGAAGCUAAAAAGCAAAAGGGCAGAAAUGAUAUUGCCAUUGUUAGAGUAGAGUAACUAUGUCCUUUCCCAUUCAGAUCUAUUACUCCUGAGAUUAAGAAGUUCAAGAAUGCCGAGAUCAUUUGGUGCCAGGAAGAACCUAAGAAUCAAGGAUCAUACUCAUAUGUCCUACCUAGACUCCACAACAUUCAAAAAUCUAUUGGUAGACCAGCAGAAGUUACAUAUAUUGGUAGACAGAUCUCUGCCUCGACCUCAACUGGCUACUCAAAAAUUCAUACCAAGGAGCUUCACCAAUUUUUACAAGAAGCAAUGGCUUGA
This is a messenger RNA of Stylonychia lemnae, 3201 nucleotides long. Lineage: Eukaryota; Ciliophora; Spirotrichea; Sporadotrichida; Oxytrichidae. The record is from the annotation of a GenBank genome assembly.